AUGCGUUUCACACCAAUCAUCGCUUUGGUCCUCGCCACAUUGGCUAUUGCUACCCCGGUCGAGGAUAGUUCCAACAAUGUCGCUGCCGAGGCAGACACGGCUCGAUGCCGGCCCCGUUAUGAUAAUUGCGUCGAGGAUUGCCGCAGAAGCCAUAGGGGUGAACGCUGCAGAUCUCGAUGUUACGACGAUUGGUGCCGUUUCUGA
Molecule: messenger RNA, 204 nt
Organism: Penicillium longicatenatum
Lineage: Eukaryota; Fungi; Ascomycota; Eurotiomycetes; Eurotiales; Aspergillaceae
Exons: 3
Coding region: 1-204 (67 amino acids)
Source: RefSeq, a predicted model, not a curated record